Messenger RNA from Ostrea edulis (European flat oyster), 801 nucleotides. Its product is annotated as 39S ribosomal protein L51, mitochondrial-like. Gene Ontology annotation, biological process: translation. Gene Ontology annotation, cellular component: mitochondrial large ribosomal subunit. The coding region runs from base 145 to 759 and encodes 204 amino acids. The record is from RefSeq and is a predicted model, not a curated record. The transcript has 4 exons. Lineage: Eukaryota; Metazoa; Mollusca; Bivalvia; Ostreida; Ostreidae. Gene Ontology annotation, molecular function: structural constituent of ribosome.
GAUAGGACUCUGGCUGUGUGUAGCUGGGAAUGUGAUAGGCCUGCGCCUACUUUCGCGCCUGUAUAGGUACUGUAAAGUCGUUUUUACUUCGGUCAAUAUCGUUAGAUCUUACGAUAAUGAUAAUACCAAUGAUACACCUAUAGGAUGUUUCUCAUGAGAAGACUGGGUUCCCUCUCCAAAGCAUGUAAGAACAUCAACCUGACAAAUCUAAAUGAAAGACUGACCAAAUAUCAUCAACACCCAGCUGUGAGCUUUAUAGCCUCGGGACAGUUCCAUGGGACCGCAGUCAGUUUCCGGGAACCACCAGAAGAUGCUGUGACGGUGCAAGAAGGAGACAGAAAAUAUGAACCCCAGUCCCCAUACAGAAGGAUGUGGCCCAAAAACUACCAGUUUGUCAGCAAAACAACAUUUGGACCCACCUUACCACGACUUGACAAAGAAGUUAAGAAACCUCUUCCAUACAAAUAUAAAGACAAAUGGUCUGAAAAGUCGGCAUUACAGGGUGCCAAUGACUACAUAGAUAUACUAGGAGAUGGCGACAUUCAUCCCGUGGAUCUCAUUAAGGGACCGCGAUAUCUGAUCGGCUUUAAUGCUAACGAGUUAGCUCGGCUCCACAGAAAGCUCAGAUUUCAGGGCAGAUACAUUGCUGAUAACUACCCUACCCAACUUGAGAAAAUUCUGAAGAGGAUUAGAUUUUUAACAAAAAAGUACAAUUACAAGAGAGGAAAGAGAGUGAGGAAGAGAUUUAAGUACCGCUAAGUGGUGGACCUGUAACUUUGUAAUAAAAUAUCCUAGUACACA